Colletotrichum navitas is the source of this 1329-nucleotide messenger RNA. Its product is annotated as emp24/gp25L/p24 family/GOLD. Lineage: Eukaryota; Fungi; Ascomycota; Sordariomycetes; Glomerellales; Glomerellaceae. Gene Ontology annotation, cellular component: endoplasmic reticulum-Golgi intermediate compartment; endoplasmic reticulum; Golgi apparatus. The record is from RefSeq and is a predicted model, not a curated record. The transcript has 4 exons. Bases 245 to 907 code for a protein of 220 amino acids. Gene Ontology annotation, biological process: intracellular protein transport; endoplasmic reticulum to Golgi vesicle-mediated transport; Golgi organization.
GACAGAUUUCCAAAAAUCCCCAAAGGUGGUCCCUUGAGACUGAAGCUCUCCUAUCGCUAGCCCAGGGAGCUCCUUUUAACGACCAGCUUUCGACAAUCCAACCCACGCCCGGUCCCCUCCACCCUCUCCUCUUCCGCCAUUGCUCCUUCACUUUCACUGCUGUGACUGGCCCGACUCGAUCGAUUUUCGCGAAAACACUUGCGGGUUCAAUUACUACAGAUUUGCGAAACGAACCGAACGAACGAUGGCGCCGACAAGAUCGCUGCUGCAUUACGUGUGCGGCCUCGUCCUCCUCGCCUGCUGCGCUCAGGCGCUCAAGUUCGACCUGCAGGCCACAAGUCCCCACGAGGGCAGGAAGGAACGAUGCAUCCGUAACUUUGUCGGCCGGGACACCCUCGUUGUCGUUACGGCCAUUGUGGACGGUCACCAGGGUGAUGGUAUGACCGUCAACAUGCACAUCAAGGACGCUGUUGGCAACGACUACGGCAAGCCUAGAGACCUCGCUGGCGGCGAGAAGCGCAUUGUGUUCACGUCCCACGCUGAUGCGGCCUUCGACGUCUGCUUCGAGAACAUCCUGUCUGGCUCUGGACGCGGGGCUCCCCUGAGCCGCCACAUUGAGCUCGACAUCGACAUUGGUGCCGACGCCAAGGACUGGAACGCCAUCCAGGCGACGGAGAAGCUCAAGCCUGUGGAGGCGGAGCUGCGGCGUAUUGAUGAGCUUGUCAGUGAGAUUAACAGCGAAAUGGACUACCUGCGCGCGCGCGAGCACAAGCUGCGCGACACCAACGAGAGCACCAACACCCGUGUCAAGUGGUUCGGCAUCGGCACGACGUUGACACUCGUCGGCCUGUGGGUUUGGCAGAUCAUGUACCUACGGGCGUACUUCAGGUCCAAGCACCUUAUUUAGAGUUCUUCGUGGCAAGCAAGUCGGCCAACGGCUACCAAACCCGCGAAGGAUUUAUGGGAAAGACGAGGGACGUUGUGUUGUGUUGGGCACGGAUGGGCGGCGGCGAGUUUCUCUGCGAUGCCAACUCGGAAAAAGCAUACCAACACCUCGGGGGGGUUCCCGAGUGUGCAGCAGUGUAUACAUACAUACCACGAUUGCCAUUUGAAAAAGUCAUGAAUGAGAUAACGCACAUCACAUCACAAACCUCCUUGAACUGCAGAGAGGGUAUCAGUCCACUUUGGUGCGGCGCAGAGCCUGAACUGAGGGGGAUACUGCGCUGUUUUGGUCCGUUUCCGUCCACAACGCCGGUCAUAUGCGUCAGAAAGUGUUGCUGCUUGUCUACGAUGGGCACGCCGGUUUGAAUCAGAGUAUGCUAUCAGGUC